Molecule: messenger RNA, 504 nt
Organism: Naegleria fowleri
Lineage: Eukaryota; Heterolobosea; Eutetramitea; Acrasida; Naegleriidae
Exons: 1
Source: RefSeq, a predicted model, not a curated record
AUGCUUCGUGAUGGACUGCUAUUCUUAGGGAUUGAUGAAAUUACUGCUGAUGGAAUUCUGGAAAUAUUAGGUGAAUCUACGACAAAGUUUGUUAUACCUAAUGGUAAAUCUGAAUGUUUCAAUGUGAAAGAUGGAUUGAAACAAGGCGACACCUUCUCUCCCCUUGCAUUCAAAAUUGCGCUUGAGCCUCUCUUACAAUUUUUAGAAAUAACAUAUAAUGGUGCUAGUGUUGCAAAUUAUUGGAACAUUAGUACAGGCGCAUGGAUUGAUGAUUUGAACUCAUUUUCCAACGAACUACCUGAAAUUGAAAAUUCUUUGCAUGACAUUGAAACCUAUCUUCAUGGCUAUCACAUGGAAUUAGAUCAUUCCAAAACUAACCUCUUCUCUGAUAAGGAAUGUAGUAUCAAGACAUUAUCUGGAAGUACGAUCAAAAGUAAUGAUUCUAUUAUUAUACUUGGUAAUAAUAUUACCAAUAAUACUGAGGAACAAUACACUACUUCAAUU